Trichoplusia ni (cabbage looper) is the source of this 2581-nucleotide messenger RNA. Its product is annotated as protein prune homolog 2. NCBI's taxonomy places the organism in Eukaryota, Metazoa, Arthropoda, Insecta, Lepidoptera, Noctuidae. Gene Ontology annotation, cellular component: cytoplasm. The transcript has 10 exons. The record is from RefSeq and is a predicted model, not a curated record. Bases 225 to 1952 code for a protein of 575 amino acids.
ACGUUUUUAUAUUUUUCACGGAUCCCUAAAACCGAUAAUUUAUUUUAUAGGAACGCAUCCAUAACAUAAACAACGAAUGCUAUCUACCGCAAAAUGAAACGUCAGUUGUCAAAUGCCGAGUGAUACUCGAUGUCACCCGUGCGACAUAAAAUUAUUUUUUAUAAUAAUUCGAACCGUUUUAAACAAUAAAAUAACACUUUAUUAUAUAGCCGAAUAAGUUACCAAUGAGUAACUUAAAAUCCCUUCGGCUAAAUGACGACGAAUUGACAUCACCAUCCUCAGAAGAAAAGAUGGACACAGGCACCGAGUCCUUCCGGUCCCAGGAUACCCCUAACUCUGGUCUCUCCUCCGACUUCGAGGCAGACCAUCCCGAAGCCGAGCCCCCAGUGUUGAGACUACAGAACCCGGAAAUACUCAGACUGUCCGAAUCAGAGGCUUUGAACGAUAGCCUUAUCUCCAAAAUGUCCAAUUUGAAUCUUAACUCCUCAAAAACAGAAUUCAGACCCAAAAAUCUAGGUAUAAGUCCCCCGAAGUUCUCCUCAACCCUGACCCUCACAACCAAUCAUCCACUAAUGUCUCCAGAUGAAAAUUAUCCAGACUUAAUACCAAAGAAACUGCACAAAAUCGAUGAUGAGAAGGAUCUUAGUCUGUCGAGUAUAGAAGAUGAACGCCCCAGUGAAAAUAAUGGCUUCUACAGCCCUCAGCGAAACACCUCAAAAAACAACUUAUAUUUUACUGAAACUUACGUCACUGCUGAAAGUUUGGACUUGGAUCUGAAGGUCCCUCCUGAUGUGGCGAGGGUCGAGAGGGGUGAGAGACGGAAGAUAGUUCCGAAGCUGAGGGAUGGAACUCCUCAGAAGGAUGGGAUGAGGGGGUUUCUUGAGGAUGGUAAGCAGAAUAUGCAGAGUACGCCGAAAUCUUUGCCCGUCGAUAUAAGUGGGAACGAGGAGUUUCAUUCGGUGGCGGAGUGGUGCGAGUCUCCGUCGCAUCUCCGUUCGAUGCCCAACUUUGAGCUUCCCAUAGAGAUGUCCAGUAGUAUUGGACUUCACAAUGACUUGGAGUCACCAGACGUGAUAUCAGCCUCGACGCAGGAGGACAGGUCCGCGUACCAAGCCCUGCUGGACCCUUACACCGGGAGCGUCGCGCUGAGGCACACGCCCGCACACCGAAGCCCUAACGCGCAGAGGAGGAAAAUACAACUGCCUCCAGAAGAGGACAGAUGCAGCCUGGACAGCGUGAGCGCCUGCUCCAUGGAGUCGGAGGAGGAGCCUCCAGAACCUCAGGACCUGGAGCCGCCCGUCAACCAGCACCUGGUGCUCAGCGAUGAUGAGGGCAGCAAGAUCUCCAAGUCCACAAACACCCUGUCGGAGUGCAGCGACCCCAUCCCGGAGUACUCCGCAGCAGAGGAGUUCAGCAACGAGCGCGCCUGGCUCAGUGUCCCGCGUCCAGGGGGACACGUGUCCUGUGAUAUGAAGGUAAUAGAGCCGUACAAGCGCGUGAUAUCGCACGGCGGCUACGACGGCGGCGGCGCGGCGCUCAUCGUGUUCAGCGCCUGCCACCUGCCCGACAACGCGCGCCCCGACUACACCUACUGCAUGGACAACCUGUUCCUCUACGUGAUCUGGAGCCUGGAGCGGCUGGUGACGGACGACUACGUGCUGGUGUACCUGCACGGCAGCGCGGGCCGCCGCCGCCUGCCCAGCUUCCACUGGCUGCACGAGUGCUACAAGCUCAUCGACAGGAGACUUCGGAAAAGCUUGAAACACCUGUAUUUAGUUCAUCCUACGUUCUGGUUGAAAUCCUUUGUCAUAUUGACCAAGCCAUUUGUAAGUUCAAAAUUCUUUCGCAAGUUGUCAUACGUUCGGAGUUUAUCGGAGCUGAUGCAGAAGGUGCCGGUCGAGCCGAAUGCUAUACCGGAGAUCGUGAAACAAUAUGACGCGACCAGGCGAUAGAUACGGUACGAGAGAGUAGGAGGUAAGGAGGGGCUGGAGAGAGGGUCUUGUUUCGUUUUGGAGGUCGUUUUUUGUUAAGGUAGGAUUUAAGAGAGGAAAUGUUUUUUUUUAUAUUCUUGGAAUUAAUUUCUUUCGUAAACGAUUGUAAUAUUUUGUAUCUUAUAUUAUGAUCUUAUUGUCAAGUAUUUGUUUUAAAUAUAAAUGAAUCUGGUUCUUUUUUCCAUUUGAAUAUUGCUUUUUUCUAAAAUAAUCUUAGAAAAAAGUAAGACUGAAAAUGACAACCCCUAAGGUUGUCAUUUUCAGUUAAACUAGAAACAGCUUUAAAAUCGAAUUAAUUUAGUUGCUUCUUGAUAUUAAUAUAAAAGACCUUCAGAAGAAAUAAAUCUCUCUUUCUAGUGUUAAUAUAUCUAAAUUAAAAAAAAAACUACCAAACAUUAUUUGAGUAUUUUCUACUAUAUGUAUAACAGUUUUUGACCAUAUAUGCAGUUAUAAAACAAUUUGACAAUGGAUCAAACCGUUUUGUUCAAACAUUAGGUUUUUGUUUGAACCAAACACAAUAUAUAAUAUAUUUAACAUAAUAUAUCCUGGGACAGCCCACACACGGUUAUCUGAUCCCAAGCUAAGCAGAG